AAAAAAUCCCCUCACACACAGAACAAAGCACACACACACACACACACACUACCAAUUUGUAUGAAGCUGCCAAAAACAUUUUAUUUCAGAGUGAAAAUGGGUCAGAAAUAAAUGUCGACGUAUGUGGACAAUCAUGAGAAGUGAGAUACUUUAUUCAAAACAUUUACAUUCAUCAUAAACUGAGGCACAGUUAUAGAUUUAAUUAGGGCAGACUACAAUUCCACCAGUUAUGAAUUCAAAUGCUGCUUACAUGUGAAUGCAUCCAGAGUCACAGCUCGGUUUUAUAAUAUAUAUUACCUUUAUAAAAUAAUACACAACAGGCCGAAUAAGUCUCGUUUAAAACUGUGCUGAUAAUAAAGAAAAGACUGCAAAGGCACCCUGUGGUUGAAAACUGGUUAAAAGCACAUGGCCCUACGCGGUGCGGCCAUAUUGGCCUCUGUCGUGGGCGUGGGUGAUCAUAUCACUUUUUCCUCUCAUUUUCACAUUUCCCUAAACACACCUUUUGUGAAAAUGUCACCAUGGCUCAGUCCAAAAUCUUGUCCUCUUCUCUAAAAAUCUGCUUAAAUACAUUCCUCAGUGAGGAGAGGACUUUAACUUACUGAUGAAGCACAGAUGGGGUCUCUGUGGAGGGCUUCCCUGUAGUUGUGCGUGCACACAGCAGCGCACGCCUGCUCGUGUAUAAAAAGCAUUUGCACAAUGAUUUUCGGGGUCGUUUGAAGCCGGGAGCAGAAGAAGAAGGACAGCGAGCUCGGGAUUAUGUUGGUUUAUUCUCUGCCCUGGAACCUAUUACCGCUUUUACGCUGCCUGGAAGCUCGGUCUUUCAAACUUAAAAAACUUCUCCGUCUGCAUUGCUCUACAUCCGCUGUGAUGGCUGAGUGGAGCUGGGUGGCCUACACGGUGCUAGAAGUGCUGAUCGCUGUGGCAUGUUGCCUUGGGAAUGUGUUGGUGGUGUGUGCGGUGUGUAUUCGGGACUCCCUUCGGGAGCCAACCUUCUGCUUCCUGGCUUCUUUGGCGGUGGCGGACCUCUUAGUGGGGGUGGCUGCUGUGCCCCUUGCUGUGUUGUUGGAUGGCUGGGUGAGUCUAACCCCUGAGUUGUGCUUGCUUCUCAGCUGUGUGGUGCUGGUGUUGACGCAGGCGUCUGUGCUUUCACUGUUGGCCAUCGCCGUGGAUCGAUACCUGCGGUUGCACACCCCGCUCAGAUAUAAAGCCCUGGCCACGCAGAGGCGCACGUGGUUGGCCGUGUCGUUGUGCUGGAUGCUUUCCUGCCUACUCGGGUUCACCCCUCUUUUCGGCUGGAACAACUACUCCUCUCUGGCACUCCCCGAUUCCGCCAACGCGUCUUCCGCUUCCUUCAUCUCACCACCAUGCACCUUCCUCUCAGUCAUCUCCCUCCCCUUCAUGGUCUACUUCAACUUCCUGGGAUGUGUCAUGGCACCCCUGCUGGCCAUGACCCUGCUCUACACGAGAAUCUUCUGGAGCCUGCAGGGACGUCUCAAGGACAGCACCCCCCAAGCCCAGGCCUCUCUGCUCAGGGAGAAGCGGCUGGCCUGCUCCCUGGCUCUGGUUCUGCUUUUAUUUGCGGCCUGCUGGAUUCCUCUGCACCUGAUGAACUGUCUUCUGCUGUUUCAGGGUCCUCAAGCAGUCACACCCGGGACAAUCUACACAGGUAGGCGACGGAAUUUAUUAUGCACUCAGUCUACUAAUUUAUUUAGUUUUACAUAUAUAUAUUUGGAUAAUGCUUCCAAACAGUUUUUCAGUGAAAAUGUGCGAGUAACAAAUCCGAAUUUUCCAGGUAUUCUCCUGUCUCACGCAAACUCGGCAGUCAACCCUGUGGUCUACGCCUACCGCAUCCCAAAGAUCCAGCAGGCCUACGCUCAAAUAUGGAGGCGCUUCUUCUUGUGGCUAAACUGCUGCCAGGGUGACACGCACGUUUCCAGAACAAUAAGAGACAGCAAGGCUAAUCAGACAGAGAGGAGUGGAUCGGGAGGGAAGUCCACACCCUAACAAAAGACCACAGAGGUAUUGUUUGCGGUGUAUGUUUGAAGCCUGAGCACCCUGGACUUUAUCAGAGUCGGUUUAUCCGCUCAGGGGAUAAGAUUUGUGACCAACAAUCAUUAAUUUUCAGCUUUAUUAAAGUUCAGUAAAUGGACUGAGGAAGCA
Mugil cephalus (flathead mullet) is the source of this 2160-nucleotide messenger RNA. RefSeq names its product adenosine receptor A1-like. The transcript has 2 exons. Gene Ontology annotation, cellular component: membrane; synapse; dendrite. Bases 757 to 2004 code for a protein of 415 amino acids. The record is from RefSeq and is a predicted model, not a curated record. Gene Ontology annotation, molecular function: G protein-coupled adenosine receptor activity. Lineage: Eukaryota; Metazoa; Chordata; Actinopteri; Mugiliformes; Mugilidae. Gene Ontology annotation, biological process: G protein-coupled adenosine receptor signaling pathway.